This is a messenger RNA of Mercenaria mercenaria, 10271 nucleotides long. RefSeq names its product transmembrane protein 131-like. The record is from RefSeq and is a predicted model, not a curated record. The transcript has 32 exons. The coding region runs from base 16 to 5250 and encodes 1744 amino acids. NCBI's taxonomy places the organism in Eukaryota, Metazoa, Mollusca, Bivalvia, Venerida, Veneridae. Gene Ontology annotation, cellular component: membrane.
GUAAGGUUUAAGAAAAUGGCAAUUGAACCCAAGUAUUUUAGGUUUAAAAAUGGCAUUCAAUCAAUGUAUUUCAGAUAUUUAAAGCGGUUUAAAACCUAUGCAUUUCAGGUAUUUGGAGUAGGUACAGCAAAUCCAUACAGAUUGCGACCAUAUUUAGGUGCAAGAGUUCCAGUGAAUAGCAGUUUUUCACCUUUAAUAAAUAUGCAUAACCCGCACAGUACUCCUCUACAGGUACUUGAAAUGUUUGCAAGUGAAGGAGAUUUACAUUUAGAAUUACCAACUGGGGAAAAAGAAGCUCCAAGAUCUUUAUGGGAGAUUCCUCCCUAUGAAACAAAAACUAUAAUGAAGGCAAAUUUCGUAGGGAGGACAGAAAAUAAUCAUACUGCCUUCAUACGAAUAAAAACAGAUAAACAAGAUUUACAGCAUACUGUCGUGUUACCUAUGGAAGUUGAAGUUACAUCUUCUCCAGGUGUAUACGUGGCAACAGAAUUGAUAGAUUUUGGAAUAGUUCGGACAUUUGAUGAACCAAAAACAGUUCCAAUUAAUUUAAUCAAUACUGGAGAUACACCUGUUCAAAUUUCUAGUGUAACAGUUUCCCCUCCAAAUGACGCAGUAAGUGUGGAUUUUCGACCGAUAAAGCUGCCGCCAGAACUCUUACGACAAACUACAGUCGCUUAUGUAACUUUUAGAGCAUCAAAAGCAAUACAUCCAAAAUUGUGGUCAGGAAAAAUAAUUGUGAGAUCAAAAAAUAAUGUGCACAAAAUUUCCAUUCCAUUUGAAGCUAAAGUAUUACAUGGGUCCCUAACUUAUCACAAAAAUAUGACGUAUUUUGAUAGUGCACAUAAAAACCUCACAAGAUAUCUGGGUUUUACAAACACAUUCAACUUCUCUUUGGUUCUUUAUAAUGUGACUCUGCCAUCAGAAGUUGGGGAACAUUUUACAAUAAAGAAUUUUUCCAGACCAGUGAUAUUACCACCUCAGAUGUUAAUAACUCCAUUUAUAAUCCAUUUUCAUCCACAGAAAAAUUAUAUCCACUUCAAAACUUUACUAAGUCUUCAUACAAACGCUUCAGUGUUUGAGAUAGAGCUUAUUGUUUUUAAUGGACAAUUAAAGAUAGUACCACACAGACCAGAAAAACAAGAAGGACAGUUAGAUUUUGGUACAAUGGGAGUACGAGAAAAUAAAAGUGUUUUAUUUACCUUAAUUAAUGACAACCCUGUCACAGUACAUUUUGGAGAAUGGAGUACAGAUAUGAAAGGUGCAACACUUGAGUUGUUAGGUAUAGAGAAAGGAAAUGGUACAAUAUUAACCAGAAAACAUAACAUUUCUGCGAUAGAUUUAUCAAAUUUAAGUAUAUUGCCGUAUCACUUUGCGGUGUUCAGCUUAAACUUGGUGGCUCCAGAGGAGGAAGGACUAUAUCAGGCUGAAGUUAUAUUCAUGACAGAUUAUCAGGCUAUGUAUGUACCUGUGAUGUUACGAACUUCAGAAGGUAGUUUACAUGCAAUACCAGAGAGGGUGAUAUUUGACAAAGUAUUUCCUGGUCGAAUUCCCAUGAAGAUACUGCAGGUCCACAGUACCUUUCAUGACCAGAUGGUUUUUAAAUCGGUAACAUUUCAGCCACCAGACCAUAGGUGGUACUUUGUCAAUGCUAAAGAAGAGAAUGUAUCCAGUAAUGGGAAUUCGUUACUCAUUCUGGAGCCACAAACUAAUAAUACUAUUGGAAAAAUAUUUUUUGAUAGUAAAAGAGAGUGUAAAGAAGAAUGUUAUGUAGGAUUAUCAACCAAUACAAUAGCUGGAUAUCGUUGGUUACAAGGAUUACAGCUAAAUAAAGAUGUUGCAGAUACCGAUGAAUCUCUGUAUAAACAUCUAAGACAGAGAUGGACAAAUAUACAGGAACAAGGAAAAGAUAGGGUAAAUAUUACCAUAGAGAUAGAUACAAGUACUGUUCAGGGAUUUUUAUUUUCUGCUCAUGUACAACAACAUUGGCCGGAAUUAAUCAGACGUCAGUGUAGACAACAUGUUAGAUUCCCAUUAACUCAAAUUGGAAAUUUAUCUACGGUGGAUCUAGUGGUUGAGAAUAAUGGAGACAUUCCAGUUAUAGUACAAGUACUACCGCUACAUCUCUACCCAAAUCCUCAAACAAUCAUAAACCUUUUACAUGACAAAUUACCUCCAUAUUUUUCCGAGUAUGUAGAGACAGACGAUCCAGAUAUAUUUAUACUGUCAGAAGUGGAGAAAUUAAAUAAACAGCCCGACAGUGCAUUAAUUCAGUUCCGUCAAAGAGUAGAAACGAAAAUGGGGAUAAAGGCACAUAAAGAUACUAUAACCUUAUUUCUUACCAAAGGAUUUAGAAUAAAAGUUCCAGUUGGAUUUAGACCAAAGGAUGAUAGUUUUAAAACUUCAUUAGUAAUUGUCAGGAGCAAUUUAACUAUAAUAGAUGCAAUGGUUUUAGAGGGACAAGGCGGCAGAGGCGAAUUAAAAUUAAACAAUAAGAAACCAGGAGUUUCAACAUUACAGUUUGAUAUUGCAGAGAAACAUCUCAAAAACUGUGAUAAGAGGAAACAUGCAAAGAAUUUGGUGCCUAAUUUUACAGUAAAGAGAUCAUUCACAUUACGGAAUACUGGAGAACUGCCAUUUUACGUACAUGGAUUCAGCAUAAAUAAUGUACCUUGUGAGGGCUAUGGUUUUAGGGUUCUGGAGUGUGAAGGAUAUGAAAUGCAGCCAAAUACUAGUAGAAAAAUUGAUAUUGCUUUUACACCAGAUUUUACCAUGUCAAGAAUACAGCGCACAUUAACCAUAUUUACAAGUUUAGGAACAGAGUUUAAUUAUACCCUUCAAGCUACGGUUCCAACUCAUACACUAUCAAAAUGUGCUGCGUCUUUACCCAGACCAAACUGGGAACCAGUCUUAUACUACUCCAUAGUCUGUGUCAUGAGUUUUAUUUUAUUUUGCAUUCUUGUCGCAUCUUAUUUUGAAGCGGAUAGAAUUUUUGUCGCAGACAUUUUAAAACGUAAAGUUAAGAUGUGUAAUGGCACACCGACCUAUCAGAAGGAUAAGAUAUUUGAUUUAAAGACUAUUGGAGUGUCGCAUAUUAAUAGUCAACCAUGUGCGAUUUCAGCAACAAAGACGCAGCCACAACCAAAUAUUUUAAACAGGAUUCCACGACCUAUUAUUGAGAUGACCAGUAAUCAUGUGGAACAUAAAACCCGAGAAUCAUUCAUGACAUAUUUAUCUGGUCUGUUUAAGAGCUUUUUUGUACGAAAACCUUCAGCGAUGCGUAAGAAAGUCAGUAAUAACCUAGGAAGUUCAGCAUCCACAAUCAAACAAUUGUCAGACUCAACAUCAGUAAAAGAGAAUACAGUAACAGAAAAAGAUAAACCAUUGCCACCGCAUGAUGUAAUUAUCCCGGAGAAAUCCACGCACAUCCAUUCUCAACAGAAGUUAACUCUGCGUAAACCAAAACCUGUUAAAAAGCUGCAGACUGAUUUAACGCCCCCUGCUGAUAACCAGAACUCUGCAGGUAGCAGUAAUUAUGAAAGGAAACAUAGCAGCAAGUCCAACACCACACAGACGGACAAGAAAAAUGUAGACACAACUAACACAGUCAAAGAUUUGACCCCACCGGUUAUGACAACACAAGACUCUAGUGGCUUAGCCUGUUUUGAGGAUGUCAAGAAUUAUGACAAUAAGCAGAAAGGCAAGAAGAAGCUACGGAGCAAGCCAGAACGUGACAACCUUAUCAAGGAUAGACUUAUACUGAGACAUAAUGAUGACAGAGACGAAACAUCGUCAACUACAACAGACUCUUCUACUGGUGACAUAGAGGAGAAGAAUACUGGAACCAGGAAUGGUACCCCAGAACCUCCCCCACCACCAACAGUAAAACCCAAGAAGAAAACUAAAGCUCGUAAUCUUGAGCCCCUGAUUAUGCCUCAACCCGAUGAUGACACUGAUGAAUUUGAACUGACAUCUAAAUCACGAGCAUACAAGAAAGUGAAGGGACAAUUAGGAGGUGAACAGCUAAAGACUGGCCCUCUGGAUAUUGACCUGCCAUACAACAUAGACAAGAAUAAGCCCAAGAAAAAGAAGUUAUCUCCAGGUAACAAGGAGACCGAGAAGAAAGAUAAGCAAAAAGGUGUGGUCAGUGACCCUGAAUUGUUGGAUGACACCAGCAUGGAGCCCCACCACUCUGAUAGUGAUUCUCCCCCACCCUCAUGGGACGAGCCACACCCGAUAUCGCCCGCGGAUGAUUUGACUGAGCUGUCCAUCCAGACAGACCAGUUUGCACAGAAGCAAGCCAAGUCCCUGGAAUCCGGCACCCACCUGAGCAACAUCUCCCCAGAUGGUUUGACAAGCAGUAGUCGCUCCAGCAGCUACUCAAGUAUCGUCAGUAGCAGCAGUGGCGAGGGAGCUAAUGGCAAGAAAGGAGACAAAAGAAACCCUACGACCCCUGGCUUCACACCAUUCAGUGAUACAAUACCAGUUCCCAUAAUCUCGAAGACAUCCCCUCCAAUAUCUACGAAAAGGAAUGCCUGGGGCUCUGGAUCUACUCCAACCACACCAGAAACCAUGAGUGGAUUUGGACUUCAGACGAUUCAGGAGACAAGCAGGCCAGGCAACACACUGACAGACUCCCAGGCUGGUGUCUUCAACCAAUCCUCAUUCACAUUUGGACUGAAUGUUCCAAGUUCAGCAGAUGGGACCUAUGGAUUCAAUAACCCAACAUACAGUGGUCAGCAGGACUCGUCAAUGACGAUGAUGCAGCGACUUCAGAUGGAGCGUAGACGCAGAAUCAAGGAACACCAGAGCAGGCUUCUUAAAGGAGAUGACUGGCCAGGAUUUGGAGUGCCACUGACAAGGAACGAGAGCUUGUGGGAUUCUGAGUACAAUCCCCUAGACCCUAACAACACCUGGGCUGUGGCUCCUGAAACUCCACCAGCUCAAGAUGACCCUGGUUUGUGGAGUACACUUACCCACAGUGCUAACAGUAGCUGGAACUCGUUGAUGGGUAUCUGGGGUGGCGGCGGCACUCAAACCACUGUUGCAGACCCUCUGUCUCCCGACACUUCCUUCACCCCCUCAGAGGGAAACAGUUCUGCCAACACUUCAGUGACACAGAGUGCUGAUGCUCUUCCGGCUUUCAACCCGUUCUCCACCGACAUCUGGAGUCCGAGCGCUUCGACUGCUUCUAGUGGUUGGAACAUGCCAGGAGGGCCUCAGACAAGUCCCUCUGAUGAGCAGCGUAAUUAGAUGUGGAGAAGGAACUAUUGUUUAACAGACAGAAAAAAAUGGACUUGAUCUAGAUAAAGAAUGUUUGCUUUGUUUACUGUAUUGUGUCAAAAAAUAAAACAACUGGCCCUGUCUUAAUAUCUCUUUCACUUUGAAAUAAAUCUAAAGUUACUUCUAAAUUUGGAUAAUUCUCAGCUACUUACUUUAUAUAUUGUAGGCUGAAAGACUAUUUGUUUUCAAAUUGAAUAUAGUUGGAACUGUCUUAACAGCCACCUAUACUAUGCAGCCACUUGCCCUAAGCUGCCAAACAGGUCACUUCACAAAUGGACUUUUAGUACUAAUUCUAACUUGUCUAACAGUUAUGUUUUUGCCAUGGCUGUCUGCGUAGUGCAAAUUUGACUGUAAAUCGCUUAUUUACUUGGUGAGCAUAAACUUAAAAUUUAUAUUUUAAACACUAAAUAAAUACUUUAAAUCAAACAGAGUAAAUUUAAGGUUUAAUUUGUAGCAUUUUUAGCUCGACUAUUCGAAGAAUAGUCUAGCUAUUCUACUCACCCUGGCGUCGGCGUCGGCGUCGGCGUCGGCGUCGGCGUCGGCGUCGGCGUCACACCUUGGUUAAGUUUUUGCAUGCAAGUACAUACAGCUAUCAUUUAAAGGCAUAUAGCUUUGAAACUUAUUUAUUCUUUUUCUAGGUCAAUUACCAACCUCACUGGGUCAAGUUCCAUAACUCUAACAUGUAUUUUGAGCAAAUUAUGCCCCCUUUUGGACUUAGAAAAUUCUGGUUAAAGUUUUACAUGCAAGUUACUAUCUCCAAAACUAAUGCAGAUAUUGAAUUGAAACUUCACAUGUGUCUUCGAGGUUAUAAAGCUAGUUGAUAGCACCAAGUCCCAUAACUCUGACCUUCAUUUUGGCCAAAUUAUGCCCCUUUUGUACUUAGAAAAUUUUGGUUAAAGUUUUGCGUGCAAGUACAUACAGCUAUUACUAAAAGGCAUAUAGAUUUGAAACUUUUUUUUUCUUUUUCUAGAUCAAUUACCUACCUCACUGGGUCAAGUCCCAUAACUCUGACAUGUAUUUUGGCCAAAUUAUGCCCCCUUUUGGACUUAGAAAAUUCUGGUUAAAGUUUUGCGUGCAAGUACAUACAGCUAUUACUAAAAGGCAUAUUGAUUUGAAACUUAUUUUUUCUUUUUCUAGAUCAAUUACCUACCUCACUGGGCCAAGUCCCAUAACUCUGACAUGUAUUUUGAGCAAAUUAUGCCCCCUUUUGGACUAAGAAAAUCCUGGUUAAAGUUUUACAUGCAAGUUACUAUCUCCAAAACUAAUGCAGAUAUUAAAUUGAAACUUCACAUGUGUCUUCGGGUUAUAAAACUAGUUGAUAGAAUCAAGUCCCAUAACUCUGACAUGUAUUUUGGGCAAAUUAUGCACCCUUUUGGACUUAGAAAAUCCUGGUUAAAGUUUUGCGUGCAAGUACAUACAGCUAUUACCAAAAGGCAUAUAGCUUUGAAACUUAUUUAUUCUUUUUCUAGGUCAGUUACCAACCUCACUGGGUCAAGUUCCAUAACUCUUAACAUGUAUUUUGAGCAAAUUAUGCCCCCUUUUGGACUUAGAAAAUUGUGGUUAAAGUUUUACAUGCAAGUUACUAUCUCGAAAACUAAUGCAGAUAUGGAAUUGAAACUUAACAUGUUUCUUCGGGGUUAUUAAACUAGUUGAUAGCAUCAAGUCCCAUAACUCUGAUAUGCAUUUUGGUCAAAUUAUGUCCCGUUUCGAACUUAAAACUCUUUUGAUAUUUAACAUUUUGGGUAAUAAUUUCCUGCUUCUGUGACAAUAUUUCGAAUAGUCGAGCUUGGCUGUCUUAUGGACAGCUCUUGUUUGUCAUAGAAUUUGUGAAAGAGAUAUUAAGACAUAAUUGAGUGUGAGUGUGAGUGUUUUUAUAUAAUUUUUAUAAAGUUUGCAGUUUUUUGACCAUCACAUGUGUCAGAAUGACCAAACAAGAACAUCUUUGUGGUAUGUUUUUAUUGCAUCACAAUAUUCAUCUGAUUUUAGAAAAUGAAGGCACUGCCAAGUGUGCAGUGCAUUUUACAUUUUUUCAGUAUUAUUCGGUAGGUAAAGCGAGGACUUUUUUUGUUAUGAAGUGCACAAAAUACAUACCUUGAACUUAAGGAGAGACUGUGUUUAUCAUGUAAGGAUUUGUUUCUGUGUGCUUGAUACUUUUUUUCAGACAUGUUUAAUGCAAAUAUGAGUUGUGCCAUGGGAAAACCAACAUAGUGGCUUUGCGACCAGCAUGGAUCCAGACCAGCCUGCGCAUCCGCGCAGUCUGGUCAGGAUCCAUGCUGUUCGCUAACGGUUUCUCUAAUUGCAGUAGGCUUUAAAAGCGAACAGCAUGGAUCCUGAUCCGCGCAGUCUGGUCUGGAUCCAUGCUGGUCGCAAACCCACUAUGUUGGUUUUCUCAUGGCACGGCUCAUAUAUUGCUAAUAUUGCUGUAUGUAGCUGCUAAACAUUUUUCUUUAAACCUUAGCAAUAAUGAUUGAGAAGUUUCAGUGUAUCUAUAAAAAGUUGCAUUGAACUUACUGCUUUAUUUUAUAGCUGAUUUUUACAUAUUUUUAAAAAUAAUUGCAGACUGCUAACAUUUUUAGCUUUGAAAUUGAUAAAUGAAACUCGGAAUUGAAGAUUGAUUUAUGUUGUGCUUGCUUUAUGUGUUUUUGUGUAAAGAUUUGCCAGUUGUUUUACUUUGAAUACACGUGUAAACUUGCAAAAUAUGCAGUCAUUGUCUGGAUAUGACAUAUUUGCUUAUAGCCUCAUGUUCACAAACAAUUUUAGUUGAGAUUUUUUCGCAGCAAAAAUGUUUUAAACCAUAUAUUUCGACCAUUGCAAAACUGUUUUGUUUAAGAAUUAAAAAGUAUAAAUGAUUGUUCUUUGAUAAUUUACACUGAAGUGUUAGAGAUACUUGGUUUAUGAAAAAUUACACUAAGAGAAAUCUCAGCUUGAGGAAAAUUUUGUAUGUGGACAUGAGGAGAGUUUAAAGCAAUAAAACUUAGCAGACAUACAUGUGUAAAACAGUUAUGAGGAAUGGAGGCAAUUGCCUGGCACAGCUGUAGGGGAGGGGUAGGGGAAUGGUUACAUACAAACAGGAAUUAGAUAAUACCUGUUUAAUAAUGCCUUUCAUACCAUUUAAAGUACAUCAGACUUGAGGCAGAGUAUACAAAAUUUGUUGACCAAGAUUUUUUGAAAUUAUGAAAAUUUUCAUUUAAAACCACUCCUUUUGACGAUGGAAGUACCUCUAAUAAGAAAGUCUAUAAGUGAAUGCUGCUGUUUGAAAACUAGCACUAUACCAUGUCCUCAGUAACGGCCAUUUUAAAUUGCAGACAGUUGAAUGAGGCUUACCUGACUUGAGUACACAUGUAUGACUGUACAAGUGAAAACAGGUUUUGAAACAGGUCAGACUUACUCUUCCAAACAUGUUGAGAGCCGGUAUGUAUGUGCAGUGUUACGCAUACGCAUCAGGAUUAUAGAGCUGUAACAAAUGAGUUACAGGUGUAAAUUGAAUGUUUGGAAGAUUGACAUUUCUGAGUCAAAACUUAAUGAUACUUAAUCCAUAUGGAUUUGGAAAGAAAAAACAUGGAAGUAUAUAACUUAAGAGAACUGUUUCAUCAAAAGAAAAUUGUUACUAAUAUUUCUAGUCAUUAUAAUCUGUUGAAAAGAAGGAUCUGUGGUUGAUUAAAACAUGGUUUUAAAGAUAUGUUGUUUAAAUUUUGAAAUGGUACAGUUCAUUGUGAAAAUUUGUAAAAGUUAGAUAUUGUAAAAUGAUUACCUGGACAUGAGAAACUUUGACAUAGGCUACAUACACAUUUUUGUGUAAUAAAAUAUGCAUAUUCCAGCUGGUUUAUGCUGCAUAGUAGCUUAUGAUGUGGUAUACUUACAGUAUAGAUAUUAACCUUUAGCCUGCUGGCAGUAAUUGAUUCUGCCUUUGCAACCAGUGCAGACCAAGAGCAGCCUGCACAUCCGUGUAGGCUGAUCAUGGUCUGCACUGUUCACUAUUCAGUCAGUAAAUUUUCAAUUAACACCCCUUUGAUUAAUAAGUGGUGUUGCCCAAAUUGCAUCAUGGACAAGCUCAUUUUAGAAAUUUAGCAGGGUAAAGGUUAAACAUACAUGACUUAAAGCAGCAACGUAUGGGUGAUAACAUUCAUAACUUGAGUGUCUCAUGAUUUAAAGAGUGUGAUGUUAAGAUGUAAGAAAUAUCGGUAGAGUCAUAUUGAUAUUGAACUUGAGCUGCUGGCACUACCCGGACAUAACCACUACACGAACAAUGACGUAUACUUUAUAGAAUUUCUCUAAAGACUUUUUUCAUAGUUAAUGUUUUUUUUUAAUAAAAAUGAUUGUUGCUGUUUUUUUUACUUUGGUGCAAUAAAUCUGUUUUAUAUAUGAAAAGAAAAUAUUGUUAACAGCAUAGAAUGUAAAGUGUUGUUGUUGCAUGUAGAAAUUGAAGGCAGAGAUUUUGCGCCUGACACUUCAACAUUGAGUAUGGACCAUUCAAAUUUAUAGCUGGUAUUAAUUGAUAGACAGUCCAUAGAUUUGUUUUACUCUCUGUUAAAGAUACAGGAUUAGCAAUCUCUGUGCUAAACAUGCAUGUUUGAAGGAAAAGUAAAUUAAGAACGUUCUUUAAGUAACAGAAAUUACUGUAUUUUACCUUCUUGGUAGAUUUUUUUGACAUAUGAUUAGCUCUAAUAACUUGCAAGAAGAAUUGGUGAAUAAUUUUUUAAUAGUUAUUCUGUUAGUUUAUUUCAGCUUUUUAAGUUAGAAAACGUUUAUGAACUUGCGGUAAAAAUGCAGGUUUUAUAAAAUCAGUUUAAAAAAGCUGGGUUUUUUCACGUCAGUAUUUCAACAAUCUUUGUUACUUUGUUAAGUUUUUAUUUGUUUCACUCAGUUGGAUUCUUUGAUUACACCAAGCUGUCAACCAGUUUCUUAAUCUUCCUAUCUUCAAGUGGUUUUCUAUGUUUCUAGCAAUUCUAUAUUUCUUACAUUUUUCCCAUACUUACUCAUUUCAGGAAUUA